Molecule: messenger RNA, 3264 nt
Organism: Folsomia candida
Lineage: Eukaryota; Metazoa; Arthropoda; Collembola; Entomobryomorpha; Isotomidae
Exons: 5
Coding region: 392-2341 (649 amino acids)
Biological process (GO): regulation of transcription by RNA polymerase II
Cellular component (GO): nucleus
Molecular function (GO): DNA-binding transcription factor activity, RNA polymerase II-specific; transcription cis-regulatory region binding
Source: RefSeq, a predicted model, not a curated record
CCCAACUUGCAUCGCGGGCAUGUUGAGAAAUCAAGUAAAGUUGCUAUUAUUUUCUGACAGUCAAUUAACGUUUGAGAAGAGGUAACUUGUACAGCAAAUUAGAAAAUAAAGUUAUCCUUUUAGUUUAUCCUUUUUGCAUACCAAACCGGGGGCCAGUCCUUUCAGAUCAAUCAAUGGAAUUUCAUAUUUGGCAUAGCUUGGUCUAUAUUAGUCUAUAAUGGGUGGCCCCUUUGAUCUGACCUUUCUUGCGGGAGGAUGAAUAUUUUACAAAUUUAUUUUUAUGCCGAGAUUUUUCUACUUGAUGGUGCUAUCCACUAAUGUCAACAAGGAGCUCUACUAUUGAAUCGUCCCUGUCGAUGACAACUCUAUAUGAAUCUUGAAAUGUGAGAAAAUGGAGACUCCAGUGUGUUCGCCUGUGCCAAAUGUGGCGAUGAAUCAGACACCUCUACCUUCCGCAGCAGUGGGUUUCAUUCUUUUGAAUAAUGGUUCCCUAUUUUCCUUCGGAUUACUACCUCCGUCUGUGGAAGCUAGAGCUGCUCCAGGUCCUGAUGAAUGGAAUGAGAUUAAAAUAUGUCCUCCGUUUACUGUACUUGCGCUUCCACCUACCAAACUGGCCAUAUGCCCUGCAGAUUUUUGCAAUGAUAAAGUAAAGUCUUAUGAAUCCCAUGCGAGAAAGCAUCUGAGUCUGAUACUGGCAGAGCAACGCAAGACGACAAGACUGAAUGGAAACUGUGAUUUCCCGUCAUCCCUAAAAUUUGGAUACUACUGUAAUGAUGGCGAUUGCUAUGCUGGGCUUCUCAUGUUGGACCAAAGUCGUGGGUUUAAUCGAAUGAAGUACCUGAAACAACAUUAUUUGAAAGUUCACGCUCCUAGAACUUUUGCAUGCUCCAAUUGUAGUAAAUGCUUCGCGUCACUGGGACUUUUGGGGGGUCACAUAAAGAAUUGCGGAAAUUCAUUCGAAUGCUCUACAUGUCAAAAGCAAUAUAAUACAUUGGAAGCCCUACAAACUCAUUGUCGACGACACAAUCAUUCCACGGAUUAUAGCAAAUAUAAAGAUUUUAUAGAAAAUGCAAAAAAUGAAAUUUCUUCUAUUCGAAAAGCGGAGAAAGAUCUUAAACAGAAAGGUAAACCAGAACCGUUACCUGUUCAAGUGAUUGUUCCUCGUCCGAAAACUAUUACCUGUGGACCGGGUGGUACUCCUAGUCACGUUGUCUGGACCUAUGACUGCGGAAUAGACGCUCCCAUGGUGAAGUCUGAAACUUGCACACAAACGGAAACUGAGAUUAAACCACUAGAUUUAUUUUCGUCAUCUAAACCAAAUAACCCAACUAGUCGAGUAAUUAGACGAAAGAGAUCAGCGGAAACGCAAACGGGUAAAAUGAAGCUCAAAGUAUCCACAGAAGCUCAGACGCUUAAUGUAACAAAAAGAAGAAGGACUUCCAAAAAACAAAUUGCAGUUGAAGCAGAAACUCAAUGUUCAUCUGCUCCUGCUAUCAAUUCACGCAGCGAUUCUGACGAAAUCAGUACACCAGAUAAUAUUUUCCUGGAUGCCGGAGUAAUAUUUCUUCCUCCUUCUGAAACUCCAGAUUCUCCUGAUGAACUGUAUCAUAGCUCGAAUAGUGGAGGAGGAAUUUCUCUGCCAGCGUUAAUGGCAAUGGUUGGAAUUGUUGGAGAUUCUAUUGAAAUAGUUCCUGACCAUGAACAAGAAUUAAUGGACAUUACAACAAAUAGUGGCAUUAUUCCCGUUGCAUCUGCACCGUCAGCCGUUGUUAAUGUGCUAGACCAACAAUUUGAAGUUGGAGUGAACGGCUACACAACUUCACCCCCCACAUCCGAAGUUUGCGUCGGAUUCGACGAAGCUUUUGAUCUUGAAGACUACUUGCGUUUUGAGCUCACUCGCGAAACUCAAACAGAUUCGUCACUCCUAGGAUUGAAUAUUCCAGAGCCUGACUUGACGAGUCUUAUCAACAGUUUUGUAGCAGUUUCUGCAGCUGAGACCCAAACCUCAUUUUUCGGCACAGAGUCAGAGGACAACCCUGCAUCAAGAAAUUUGAAUAUUCUAUCAACAAGCUAUCCUGAACGUUACGCCCCAGGCAACAUUUACGAUGAAAACUAUUCUCGUCGCUUUGAAGAUUCUUUCGUAAAGCUUACGCAAGACCUGAACUCACAUAAUAGUCCCACCUAUUUGGAAACUAUUGAUGGUGAAACUCAAACCAGCUUUCCUGCGAAUGGUGAGCUUUUUCAAAACAUGGACAACAUGUUUCUUUCCCUGUUCAACGACUCGACAAGUUUAAUUACAGAUGAAGAAGCUGCAUCACGUGGAUCACACCUGCGAUUUUAAAUUCCUCAAGAGAACACAUUUUAAUACUUGUGUUACUCACUCCUGCAUUUUCAAGUAUUAUUAAUAUUACUCCCCCAGCCAUUUAAUUGCAUUCAAUUAAUUAAGCUAUUUAAUUCAGAUAUGCAAUAUAUAAACCAACAAGUAGAUAGCUAAAUAGACAUUAGUCAGUGAAAGCAAACCACCGAACUCAUGAAACCGUAGGUACAAUCUCCGCUCUAGUUGAUGGAACAUUAUAUACUCUCUCAUUGUUGUGAAUAGAUCGCAUUUAUAAUUAAUAGUAAAUAGCUGGAAAUGAUAAUAUCCAUUCAAAUUCAGGCAAAAAGUCUGUCAGGAGGCCUGCUUAAUAUGUAUUUUCUCUUUAUCUGCAUGGGGGAAAUAGAGUUAACAAUGAGUAGAUACAGUAACCCCAAGAUAUUAUUUUCCCACAUUCAGUAUUUGUUUUCUGUAGUUGUUGUAUUAUUUUUUUUACAUAUUAUAUGUAAAAUGUAAUAAUCUUAUUUGUCACCCUUUGUUCUUUACCAUGUUGAUCCAACCAAUACACCAGUAAGUAUUAUUACGAUUUAGUUACCUAUUUAUUAAUUUAUAUUGCUGUUCUCAUUCUACUAGUAAAGUGGCAUUUAUUUAAAUAUAUUUAUUACUUUUAACCAAUAUGAUAUUUCGAUGCAAGGUUUCUUUGUACUGCUAAACCACAUACAUAUAUAUUAUGCAAAUGCUUUUACCAGUUAUUUAUCAUUACUCUCUAUAAUCAAUUUAAAUUUUCUCCUAAAAUCCAACAUUUCGUGUAGGAAACGUUGGAUUUUCAAAAUUUUAGUUAUAAUCAGAGAAAUUAAAGAAGUACCAAAAAUGUAAAGUUAUGUUGAAAGAAAUAUGAGAAAAAACGUGUUGAAUCCUGGCAUAAAAAAAUAAAUGGUGAAUGAUUUUCA